Strongyloides ratti is the source of this 336-nucleotide messenger RNA. RefSeq lists its product as hypothetical. Lineage: Eukaryota; Metazoa; Nematoda; Chromadorea; Rhabditida; Strongyloididae. The transcript has 2 exons. Bases 1 to 336 code for a protein of 111 amino acids. The record is from RefSeq and is a predicted model, not a curated record.
AUGCUUUUUCAUAAUGUUAUUAAUCUUCUAAUUUUGUUAAUCAUUCUUGUUCAAAUUGGAACUGGAAUUGAAAGAACACCUGUUCAAGUGACAGGUUACAAUCCAUAUGCUUAUUUCUAUUCAACUGUUUAUAAUCAAUAUUAUAUGGUAGAAAAAAAAUUUGAUAUUAAUCACCCAAUAUACAAAGAUAUUCAGGGAACAUUACCUCCAAGAUUUUGUGGUUUUAAUACAUAUACAAGAGAAUGUAUGGAUCCAGAAAAAUUGUGUCCUGGAAGAUGUGUUAAUUUUCAAUAUGUUUAUAAUUCACGAUUUGACUGCCGAUGUUUAGAUGUUUAA